Molecule: messenger RNA, 4559 nt
Organism: Lutzomyia longipalpis
Lineage: Eukaryota; Metazoa; Arthropoda; Insecta; Diptera; Psychodidae
Gene: sas
Product: putative epidermal cell surface receptor
Exons: 9
Coding region: 779-4306 (1175 amino acids)
Molecular function (GO): protein binding
Source: RefSeq, a predicted model, not a curated record
UUGAACUUUAGUUGCAAAUUAGAAGCUAUGCUGAGCGAGAGUCGCGUCGUGCUAGCAUCAAGAAAAUCCCAUCUCUUUUUGUGAAGCUUGAGACUGGUGGUAAAGGUGUAGUUUGGAUGGGAAAUUGCAUUCAAGAGAUUUUCUUUAUAUAUAAAUCUCUAGUCCCGUCGGGAGGACAUUUUACGUUUUAGUGGUGAAGUGUAGGGAAAGUCAGUGAUUUCCAUUUUGGGAAAUUUUGUUACAUUUCUUUAUGCAACAUCGUGUACCAUUUCUUCAUCUUGUUUUCUUGGUGUCUCAGCAACAAGGCAGUUUUAUUCUCGGCCAUUUGAAUCUGGUGAUGUGGUGAAUAGUUGGACUCUGGAGACUACAUCUUGAGAGAGUGAGAGGCAAAGAUUGAGUGUGCUUUGCUGAAGGAAUACUCUUGUGGUGAUCGGUGUUAGUGGAUAAGUGAGUGGUCUUAACGCUUUCAUAUACCCCACGCCGUACAACACCAACGUAUAAAUAAAAUUGUUUGAGUGAUUUUGCGAGUGCAGGAAAAGAAAAGAAAAUUGGAUAAACUUAAGAUGAGGCAGAUGUAUAAAAUGAAAAGUGAUCCAUUGAGAUAAUUAAAAAAAAAAAGUUGGCUAUUUUGGCGAACGUAUUUGGUGGUGAAAGGAACAUCACAGAGUGGACAGAAAGUGUCCACGAGGAAAAUAAUCAUCUUGAAAACGUCGAUUUUGGCGUGCAAAAGCAAGUGCAAAAGAGAGCUCAUUUUGUUUGGUGAAAAGUAGCUUACAAGAUGGAAUUGAAAGUUCUUCACUUACUCGCAAUAGCCACACUUAUGUGCCAAUUGGUUGCAACACAGUCAAAUGAAGCAAAUGCGACACAAGUGUCUGAAUCUGUAUCCGAUGCGAUAUCAGUUGUGCCACUGAAAGUCUCCGCGGAGAACACCACAUCUGUGGGGGUGGAUGUUAACCAAAAAGAUGACCAAAAAGAACUGGAAAGUGGAGGCGCUCUCGAUGGCACGACCGAGAGCCACUCACCAACUCCAAAAGUGGAUGCCACCUCCCAAUCAAUGGGAGAUUCAUUAGCAACGGAGGAAAGUAGGAAGAGCACAAUCAGCCCAUUAUUCCUCCCAACAACGGUCGUCCCCAGUGAAAAUGACACGGAAAAAACGACGGAGAGUGCAUUGAUACCUGUUUCACAUGCUCAAGGCACUAAUCCGUCCACAGCAGUGACACCUCCGGCACAGGAAGCUAGAGGUCGAGCCAUCAAUUUCACUUCAAUUGACAACGGAGAUUCUGAUGCUGUGCGACAGACAACACCAUCUCCUGACAUGUCCUCCACGGUCAAUCCGAUAAAUUAUGUAACUGCGGCAACAGGUGCUGCCACACGGAAGCCGAUUAUAGACCUCAGUGACGUCAGCAUGGAUGAAGAAGACAACGAGGAGCAUUCUGCACCAAUUACAUCAAAUGUCUGCAUGUUCGAGGGGCAGAGCUUCAAGCUCCACGAUGUGAGUGAUCGAGGAUGCGAUGAACGCUGUAUUUGCCGGGAUGGUGGCAAAUGGGAUUGUUCACCGCGAUGCUCUGGGAUCUUCUUCAAGCGUGGCAAAGUGCUGGAUGAUCCACGUUGCCAUGAGAAGGGAGCUGCAGAUGAGUGCUGUGCUGUUAUGGUGUGCCCCGAGUCGAUGGCAUCGGAUGAGGAGAUGGAAUUCAAAACUGAAGAUGCUGUGAAUUCUCCUCCGAGCGGCGGGAAGUGUAUGUACAAUGGGACAGAAUAUGGUUUUGGGGCCACGAUCGAGGAGGGAUGCGAGAGGGUUUGCAAGUGUCACGGUACGGGGCAAGUCACGUGCGAACCGCGCUGCCACAAAAUGAAUGAAACAUCAUCGGAUCAGUGUGUUAAAGUGAAGGAUCCAACUGAUCUAUGUUGCGAAAUUGAAUUGUGCGACGUUACUCUUGGGGAUGGUGAGCCUCACAUGGGGGAUAAGAACAUGGGGGAUCGUCCGUGUGAGUACAAGGGGCAGCAGUACAAGUUGGGUGAUCAAUUUCACGAUGGAUGCACAGCUCUGUGUAUCUGCACGGAUGCUGGAAUUCACUGUGCCAAGUUGGAGUGCCCCUCGAGCUUUGGGCUUGAUGUGAUCAAUCCGCACUGCCUAAAAUGGGAGCCAGAUCCCGCAACCUUCCGCGCCAUUGCACCAAAAUGCUGCCCCGAAAGGAUGCGUUGUGUGGACAAUGGGACAUGCGAGUACCAGGGGCAGAUGUUUGACAAUUGGUCUGAGAUUCCGGCCAAUAUUACGGGCUGUGAUCAACACUGCUACUGCGAGAGGGGUACAGUUGAGUGUCGUCCUGCUUGUCCACCUGUCCCGGCUCUUCCGCCUUCGCAUCUGCCCUGCCAUCCACGUACAGCUCGCCUCAUGCUUAUGCCGGAUGAUGAUUGCUGCAAACAGUGGGCAUGUCCAAGUGAUCCCAGCAAUGGCAUCGGACAUGAAGGAAUGAUCAUUGCACCAACACCACCACCAACGCAGAAAGAUGGUGAGAGAGACAACAAAUCCCAACCAUUCUAUCCCACAUCCGAUGGUAAAGCCCCCAAAGGGGUUGUGCAGGAUAAACCGGGCAAGAAGUACACCAAGGAGGACAACAAAACCGAAAAGACUCAGUCGCAUGAUCCCUUUGCUCACCUCCUUGGGGAUCACAAUAAAUUUGACUAUGUCAACUAUGACGAGGAUAUUAGGCAGAAUCAACCAGGACCGGGAUACUUCAAUCCUGCCACCGUCAAUAAGCACCACUAUCCGGGGCAAUAUCCGCAGAAUCAGGGACCACCGGGACAUGCGGAAAAGCCCCUGCCACCGGAACUGUUCAAUGUUUUAGGACAAACUGGCCACAACUUUGGUCAGCAUCUCACAAUUGAGCAGAUUUUGCAGCAUAUUCAGGGUGCCGAUGGAGGUGCAGAACCCCUGUUGCAUGGACAGAAUGUUAAUGUGCCAUACCCAUAUGGAGCAGAUCCACACGAUCAUCGUCUUCCGUCUCAUAGACCUGUUGUAGUACCUCCUACAGGAGUCCCAGGAGGUUUUCCAGCUCUUCAACCGAAUCUUCAGGUACUCGCUCUCGAUGCAAUUGAUUCACGCACCGUACGGAUAAUCUUCAUUGUUCCCGAAGUCUUUGUUGGGCUGCAUGGACGUGUGGAGUUGAGGUACACUAAUGGACGAUCCAAUGAUACAGCCACGUGGACUAGUCAGGUUUUCGCACCACCGGAAGAUUUGAUUGCAACAUCCCAAAUGGAAUUUGAACUUCCUGGCUUGGAACCGAAUACGGAGUACAAGAUAAAGAUCACACUGAUUCUGCGUGAUCUAAACGCCCAGCCGUCGAGUCAGAUCUACACGGUGAGAAUGCCAGCUGAACGGACCAUAACACCCCCGUCGAACAUUGACUACCAUCAAUCGCACAUUUCGGAUGUUCUGAAGAAAGCUUCUGAUCCGGAACUUCGGGCUGUGGAGAGGAAUUCAACGUGGCUCAAACUCGAGUGGAAUAAGUUGUCAGAGGAUGAAAUUGAGUAUGUCGAUGGGAUCCAGUUGCGUUACAAGGAACAAUCGGGAAUGCUCUAUGAUGCUACGCCGUUGAUUCACAGAACUCUAACAACGCACACCAUUGAGAACCUAAAGCCUGAUACAAGCUACGAAGUUGGUCUGUUCCUAAUUCCCUUCCCAGGACAUGGUGCUGAACUUCUAGCUGGUGAAAUGGUAAAGUUGGCUACAACAACGAAAAUCGACAUGUUCGCCUUCGAGGUUGUGGUCAAUGUAACAAAGGUCAAGGCUAGUAGUGUUGAAGUUUCAUGGAGCGGUGUACCAUAUCCGGAGGAUAAGUUUGUCAACAUCUACCGAGCCAUCUACCAAAGUGAUGCCGGAAAGGAGGAUUCGAGUGUCUUCAAAGUGGCCAAGAGGGAUUCAACGCAGGGGGCCCUAAUUAUGGAUCUCAAACCCGGUACAAGGUACCGUCUGUGGUUGGAAAUGUACCUCACAAAUGGCAACAUCAAGAAGAGUAAUGUCGUGAACUUCCUCACGAAGCCAGGUGGACCAGCUACUCCCGGUAAAACGGGCAAACUGCUAACAAGUGGAGAUAAUACGGAACCCGCAGGUGACUACUACGGACCCCUCGUUGUGGUUGCUGUUGUUGCUGCUCUGGCAGUCAUGUCCACCCUUAUCCUUCUCCUGAUCUUAACACGAAGGAGGGCACAUCAGACCGCUUCAAUUACACCACCACGGAAAAAUGAUGUAUCCUACGACAAUCCUAGCUAUAAGGUUGAAAUUCAACAGGAAACAAUGAAUCUGUAAGAAGAGCAAUGUAAGGGGUCCUCAGGAGAGGACAUAUUUCCGUCCAGAGACUCUACAAAAGCAUUUUCCAUACUAUCUCUAGUGAGUCCGAAUGUUUGUUGUGCGUGUGAAUAGUGUGUGACUGUAUAUAAUUAUAUUGUAUUGACGGUAUAUGACCCUUAAAAAUCAUAUGAAUCCUCAUCUAUAUAUAAGAAAUUGUGUGUAAAUAAGUGAAAAAGAAAAAUAAAUUGUAAUAAAUUUGUAUACCAAGAAA